CUGAUGCGUUGUAGCAAAACGUUGAAGCUUAAGAACAACUGAAGUACUUACCGUGUUUUCUUAAAGUGAAGCAGCGGGAUAUCGUCCUUGGUCACACUGCUUCGACUGCAGUUGAGAAGAGAUUACUGUUUGAUUAUUUUAUCUUAAAUUUGAGAUUGAAGAUGUCAGGAGUUUAUCAGUUUGCUUCUUCAGUGAAACCGGAGCAGAUGGAGGCUGAACUGUCGGCACAGCUUCAUGAUCUCAGGACUGAGAUUGAACACAAUGAGAUUUUACACAAAACAUCCUCCAAACCAUAUAGCUCUCUCCAUGUUCCAAAAGAUGCAUCUUACUUCCGUUUAGAGAGGCAGCAGGUUCUCAAUAAAGCACUGCAGGUUUCAUCUAUAAAGACGGUUUUGUCACAGGCUGAAAUAAGUCAGCAGGAGAUGGAAAGCUGUCUGAAUCUAGAGUACACACCUGAAAGUUUACCCUUACUCCUACAUCAGUUUUUUACAGAUCAAACUUAUAAACUGGCACAGUGCAAAUAUCAGCUGAUGCUCAGAUGGAGAAGAUUUGGACGGCAUUCCUCUGUCCUUGAGAAACUGUUUCCUCAUUACAAGAAGCAGACGAUGCUCUUGAACAGUGAGUUUGAGGAUUGUGUGCACCGGGCACGUCGACUGGCCGUGUCCAGAGAGAAGAUCCUGACAGGUGCUGAGAGCCCCAUCAGCGCGGUCACACAGGAUGAUGUCAUCAUUUACCUGCAGUGGCUUAUUUGUCAUCUGCACUCCAUGAAAACCAUCCACAGCUUUCUGAAUGUGCUUCAUUAUCUUCCUUCAACCGAAUGGAAUGAGAAACAGGCGUCUACUGUUGUAGAUUUGACGACAUCUGCCUAUUUUUCAGGGGUGUUUGUAUCAAUGUCAUCUGUCCCUGUGAACUCCAUCAAAAUAGAAGAUUUUAAAGCCCAGCUACAGUUUCUUCUCUCACACUAUAACAUCCAGUAUAAUACAGACAUCAUCAAGACAUCCGCGGAUGAACUGGAGCUCUACAGUAUGGUUAUCCACAUGUUCAGGACGGUGUUUAAAACUCAGGAGGAGAUGAAGACCUUCCUGCAGUACGACAGCACGGAAGCUACAGACAGAAAAUGGGGGACGAAGAGUCCGAACGCGGCUCUCAGAAAAGAGUCAAACUGGAUUCCACACAUACAUCUGAAACCGAAGCGAGACCCCUGGCAACAGAAGCAAAUUGCCAAACUCAAGGAGCUCAGAUCAAUGGAUGAAGUGCUUCAGAUGCACAGCAAGUUCCUCGAGGAGUCUGAUCUACAUAAAGUGACGGAUGCUUUGAAGCAAUACAGCGCAUCUGUUUAUCAACCAGACGACACGAAACCUUCAGAGACGCCGAGAGAAACAUCUGAUAUGUGGAGAAGCAUUUAUAACGCAACAAACAUCUCACAGGUGGACUGUGAAAAGACUUGGAUAAAGAAUGAAGGUGAGGUUUUUCUUCAUGAUGAGAAUGAAGACAAGGAUGACCCUGUAACAGUCGGAGGAGCUUUUGUGUCUUUAGUCUAUCUGCGACAUCUCCGGAUCCGAGAACUGAAGCGUAUCUGCCUGAGCGUGCUGAACUACCUGCGGUCAGUGGAGAGGACUCUGGUGAUGGACACGGCAGGUCUGAAGCUGCUCGAAGGAGACUUGGUGAGGGAUACGGAGGAGACGGGCUGGAUGACGGCUGCUGGUGGAGGCGACGGAGGUCCUGCGUCACAUCAUCACAUCUACGACACUCCUGUUGACCACAAGGUUCGCUGUGCCGAGUUCAUGGAGUUUCCAGAGGUGGAGAAUCUUCAUGACUAUUACAGCACGCAUGGGCGUUUCAUCCACACGCAGGACCAGCGAGGUCUCUACAUCAUGUAUGACGCGGCGCUGGUGGACCUGGAGGAGCUGGAGGACAGUGUGUUGCUCACGGCGUCUCGUUUCAUUCAGAUGAGCAGAGAUUCAAAUGCAUGUAAUGGAGGAGAACUUUACUCUUACGCUGGAAUGGAUGUCGAUCGAGUUGCCGUGCUUUUGGACAUCUGGACGUGUGAAACUGAAUUUCUGGAGCACAAAAUACAACUCUUGAAUUGCUACUUGGAGGCCUACCGACAUGUUACCGAUCCAGAGGAACGGUUCGGUUUGGCCCAGGUCAUCACAAACGUCACACACAGAAGACCUCAGAUAGAUUUCACCGCUGGAUACUUUGUUCAAGCUUACAGAGACACGAUAGUCUGUCUGCAAGGCCACAAAGAACUGAUCAGACAAGUGCUGAACAAACAGAUUGAUACGCAAAGACAGUAUCUGGAGAGGAUAUGGAGAGAAAGGCCGAAUGGUUUUGCUCGUGACUAUGGCCUGCCACCUAACUACAUCCCCAAACAUUUGGUAUCGGUCGGUGGAUGCUGGCCUGUUUUGAAGAGUGUGUAUUUACUGGAGGUUCACCCCUCCCUGUGUUUGGCAUCUCGGCUGUACGAGGGUCUUGAACGUGCGUGUGCUGAACUGUGUGAGAUGUACAGAGCUCAGACGGCGUCUCAGAAAUUGAACCUUGAGAAAAAGCUCCUGAAAUUGGCUUUGCAUCAUUGGCACAUUUUGGGCACUCCUGGUGCCACCCACAGUCCUCAAAUCCAGAGAGAUCUGUUCUCAGAUGUCUUUAUUGAGGACCCUGUGCUGGUCCGAGAGCUCGGCCUCAGCGCCGUGAGAUCUGCUGAAGAGCACGAGAGGAAACCAGGCAAAGAGAAACAGCUCUUCAUGGUGAAAACGUUCUGCACUUUGCUGGAACUGGUGACGGUCCGUCAGCGCAUCAUUGAGUCGGCAGCCGAGACCGAGCUCGUGUCCCGCUUAUAUAAAUGUCUAACCGCAGUGAUGGGCUUUGAUGAAUGUCAUUUAUAUAUGCGGCCGGUGCAGUUUGAGUUCGCCAUGAGGAAAGAGAUUCUCAAACAGCCUCCUGUCUUCAUCACUGCUCUUCACGAGGACAGACAGAAUGUCGACAGGUUUGUACCAACCAACCUGCCGUUAGCUGUUCAGGAACUUGAUGAGAAUCACAUCGGCAAAUUUAGUUUUCAAUCGAAAGAUGCCGUUUUACAGCUGAUGAAUCAGUCCAGUUUGGAGAACCUGCAGGUUGUUCUGGUUUGUCAGGUGGUACAUAAGAACGCUCUGAUUGGAGCAAUUAAACAGGCAUCCGUGUGCUACUGGGCUGAGACGUUUGAUCCAUCUUCACAUUUUACAGUCCAGCUAAUACAACAUGAAAGAUCUACAGCCUCUGAAAAGCAAAGACGUGACUUAACUAUUAGAAAAAGGCUCGCUGGAGCUUUUGUGUCCAUUCAGCUGGAGAAAGCGGCUUUCAGAGAUGAAAUGCUGAAUGCAUUUAUAAAGAAGAAGGAACAGACAGGCACACUGUUAAAGUUAAACUCCGAAGAAGUGGCCAAGAUGAAGAGAAAACUGAUCAUUGAGUUCUGUCACAAGUUUAAUAAACACAUGUCGCAGAGUUUUGUCCGAGGUCAGAUCGUGGCUCUUUGUCACAGUCUCACGUCAACACUCGCCGAGGUGCCGCACAUCCGUGAGAAACACUUUGUGAUUGGACAGCGAAAUGAAAUCAGACCAGACCAGCAGUCGGAGGAGAACAUGAGUCCAGAUCCAAGGACAUUUGAACCUCGACCCAGGAGACUUUUAUCAUCGGAUGGAAAUACUCUGAUAAACCUGUGGUUCAUCCCUCACCACACUGAAAUACUGCUUAUGUUCAGAGCUCUGGAAGAGAAGGAAUGUCACAAAGCUCUUCAGAACACACUUCAGAUCAUCUCAGCGCUUCAUGACAUCGUCUGUUACCUGGUGAGCUUUGCUCGACUGGGAAAUCCAGACGCGUCGUUCAACUCCAGCAGCUCUCAGACACUCACAGCCGACUGGGGAGGUGUAGAGGGCAUCGGGGCUGAGCUGUGGGAUAUGCAGCGACAGAUUGACUCUCUCCGUGAACCCAGACGUUCAGAGACUGUUGGCAGACUCCUGCGGUUACACAGAGAAGUCCUCUUCAUGUGCUUUCAGACCGCAGUGUGCUACAUGAUCAGGGAAGCGUUUCUGUCCUCCGGCAACAUCUCAGCCUAUCAGAGUGUGAGUGAGAACGUGAGCCACGCCCUCCCGAUCAUGAGUGACAGCGUGCGGGGAGGAGCCAGCUCUGUUCCUGAGCCUCUUGAUCCAGUCUGUCUUCAAGCUCAAAAACUGUAUCCAUGGAGAUGGUUCCUCGCAUGCUACGGAUCACACCCUUUCGUGGUAUGGGACGUCGCGCCGAUAGAGUAUUACAUGCAGCUCUGUCUGUGUGAUCUGAACGGCCGCUGUAGAAUGGAGGCCAAUGGGGCGAUUCUGGGCGUAUCUCUGGUCAUUGAUGAUGUUGUGAGUAGCGGGAGAUACGCCGCCCCGCUACAGCUUCAGAGCACAGGAGACAUCGCCAAUGUUCCCGAUAGAGAAGACAAGAUGGAAAAGGAAGAAAGAAAAACCAUGACUGGAGAUCCCAUCCGAUCACUGAUGAACCAGCGAGGAUUCUUACUCCUCUGGAAACAAAUGGAAGUCUUUAAAGAGAGCUGGACUCAACGACAGCUGGCUUCAGAGAGAAGCACCAGCCCUGCGCUUUAUAAACACAUCUCACAACUUUACAGGGCGGAGAUUUACUUUCCCAGCAUGCACGCUCUGGCACAGCAUAUGGAGAAAGAGAAGGAAUAUGAGAUGAUUCUGUCUCUGAAUGAGUCCGCUCAGCCGCCGCCAGGAGCGGCAGAGGUCGACAUUAAAACAUGGCAGCUAUUGCGACUCUUGGAGAUCACGGAGUGCGACAUGAUCCGAGCGCUUCAGAGGAGGAUUAACACUGAAACCACUCUGGUGAUGUCAGAGCGCACCCGGCAUGACACGAUGCUCCCCACAGAACUGUGGAAAAAGGCGUCCAUGGAGCACAGCUUCUCUCUGGAAAGACCUCAAAUAGUGGAGAACUUUAUGCAGCAGUUAAUGAACGGUGAUGAAGAAGAGACUGACGGACAGGUGAUGUUCUCUAAAGCUCAUCUUCAGGGAUGUCUGACUGAUCUUGCGUCUGCUGUAAUGAAUCGCGAGCGAAGCGUCUUUCUGCGUUACUCUCAGUUCUACGAGCAAAUCCUUCAACAGCAGGCACAUCUGCUCUACCAGAGAGAACAGGAUGUUAAAGAGCUAGAAGCCAAAGAACGGCAAGCGACUGACCCGUACAGAAAGGUGGCGGAGGUGUGCCGAGAGAAGAUGGUCGAGAUCACAGCUUUACGUGCCAGAGUUGCUCAACUAGAGGAGGAGAAGAGAAGCUUGGAUCACCAUCUCAACCUGAAACACAGACAGAGAUAUGACUCGCUGGUCCGUCAGCUCUUUUCCACAUGUAUUCUUUUGAAGUCACGUCUUGACCAAUAUCAUGCGAACAUGGAGCAAGAUGUGAGACGGCUGGUGAGCGGCGUGAGGACGGAAGCUGUGGAGAGAAUCGUCGGAAUGAAAAAUAAACUGUCCUUCGCUACAGACGAUGAGACCUACAGACAAACACUAGAUGAGAAAGAGGCAUUGGAAGGUCUUCAUGUGGAGAACGGUAAGCUGACAGGACUCUUGUGUAAACUGAAAGCCUUCGGUCACUGGAGGAUGGUGACCGGUCAAGACAAGCUGCAGAAAGAAGUGCUUCAAUUGAAACAGAAUGAGGUGUCCUGUCAAAAAGAGGCUCUUAAAUCAAAGAUGAUAUCUGAAGAGCAGGUGAACGUUCUGAACCAAGAGCUUGACGCCGUUCAGGAGAUGAUGGUGCAGUGCAAGAGCGACUACGACCGCACCAAGAGACAGAUCCUUCAACAGACUCGGAAGCUGCAGGAUGUUGAACACCGUUGGGUACGAGACGCACAGAGCCGUCAGGAGCUGGAGAACCUGCGCGUGCAGAGUCUGGAGCAGCUUCAGGAGGACGUGGUGGACAGAGACAGUCGAGUCAGAGCUCUGAGCGCACAGCUGGAGAGAAAUAACAGAGAGACGGAACUGCGACAACAACACAACCACAAAAGAAUCAAACACGUGAGAAGUCAACUUUGUCAGGAACGCACCCUGAAACGUGAAGCUUUUCAGGAAGUGGACAAACUACACAGUCAGAUCCACAGUUUUGAGGCGACUGUGCCCUCAGGACGACAAAGCUCCUCAAGAAUACUAUAUUUAAGAAACGCAUCCGCCGGUUUGCUGAGGAAUAACUCUGUUACGCAUUUCACAAACUCCAGUGUUAUGAGUAGAGAUUAUACAACAGAAGAGCUCAGUACUGACACUGGCUUCAGGGAGUCUUGGACACCACUGGAAAGACCAAAAACAAACACCAGUCGUCUACGACGUCUGGACAUCUCAGAGGCACCGUUGCCCAGUCUACCAGAUGGAAUCUCUUCACCAAACCACACGUCGUAUCAGAAUUUUAGGUUCGGUCACAAAUAAAUCACCUGAAACAUGUAUUAGAUGUGUAUUUGGGGGUGUUUAUGUGACAAUUUUAAAUUGAAAAUGAAAAACGUACACUACCGUUCAAAGUUUUGGGAACACUUGACAAAAAUAGAGUUGUGAAAGCAUAACUGAUUUCAUUAGAAAACGAAAUAUUUAAUAAGAAAAAGGUUUUGAAAUGGAUGAUUUGGACAAAAUAACCAGUAAAAGGCAGCUUUUGAUGGGAAUUCCUUCAAACCCGUUUAAAAAGCAUGUCAGGGUGAUAAAAUGACAAUUCUGCAAAUUCAAGGCAAAUGAUCACUACUUUGAAGACGCUAAAAUGAAACAUAGCUUUGAUUUGAUUUAGUUUUCUUUAGUCACAAUAUAAUUCUCGUUAUUUCACGUUGGAAUGCUUGAUUCUGAUUGGCCAGUCGUGACAUUUGCAGGUUCGUUAUUACCAGAUAACCUCCUCUCAAAACUAAUAACACACAGUAACCCGGAUGCAGCAAAUCAUUUUGACCUUUUUUUUACUAUUUAAAUGUAAAUGCUUCUUUUAAUAACAUAUAUGACAUUAUAUUUGCAAAUGAUUAAACCAAUUUGCCUGUUCGUGACAUUUGAACGUCGUUUCUUACCUUAAAAAUGAAAGUAAACAGCUUUUCCUCGUGGAAGGUCUGCAUUCGGUAAAAAUGAGCUAAUAAAAUAUUUCAAGUUCACAUUUCCAGUUUUUUUUCUCAUGUGGCAAGAUAACAUCCGGCUGCCUGUACAUUAUCCCUUACAUAACACAUUAUUGUUUUGAUGAUUUUUUUCAUUAUCAACUAAAAAAAUAUUUACAAGUAAUGAAUAAGUGAUCCUAAACUUUUGAACGGUAGUGUUGUCAUGUUAACACACCCAUAGUCACUUAAUAAUGGAUUUGUGUAGUAAAGACUAAGAUACUAAGAUAUGGAUUAAAAUAAAUUUUCGACUUGAGCACGAAUGACUUGCUUGUUUUUGCAUAUAUUGUUGAUAUAUAUUAACACAAAAAGUAUCCCCUUUAGAUGAAUACAGUUUAUAUCUGUACUGUUUAUUGUGAUGUGUCUUAUUAACAUGUUCAUUCAUUUUCAAAUUGCACUUAAUGAUCCAUAUUAAGAAAGUUAUUAAACCAUUAUUCAAACAAAAGAUCUUUACAUGUGUUCGCAAUUCUUUAGCAUAGUAUCAAAAUCGUAAGA
Triplophysa rosa is the source of this 7621-nucleotide messenger RNA. RefSeq lists its product as uncharacterized. The transcript is spliced from 46 exons. Bases 162 to 6437 code for a protein of 2091 amino acids. The record is from RefSeq and is a predicted model, not a curated record. Lineage: Eukaryota; Metazoa; Chordata; Actinopteri; Cypriniformes; Nemacheilidae.